Micropterus dolomieu (smallmouth bass) is the source of this 1873-nucleotide messenger RNA. RefSeq names its product perforin 1.3 (gene prf1.3). Gene Ontology annotation, biological process: leukocyte mediated cytotoxicity. Gene Ontology annotation, molecular function: calcium ion binding; pore-forming activity. The transcript has 8 exons. Lineage: Eukaryota; Metazoa; Chordata; Actinopteri; Centrarchiformes; Centrarchidae. The record is from RefSeq and is a predicted model, not a curated record. The coding region runs from base 48 to 1733 and encodes 561 amino acids.
AGACUCUUCAUAAACCGUCAACGGCAUCAACUCUCUGAAGUUCUACGAUGCUCUCCUCCUCCCAUCUCCUCCUCCUCCUCUUCCUCCCUCGGUCUCUGGGUUGUCAGACCGCCUCCUACACGGAGUGUCAGCAGGCUCCGUUUGUACCGGGUCACAACCUGGCUGGCGAAGGCUUCAACGUGGUGAUGAUGAAGACCAGUGGCGCCAGCGUGGUCGACGUCAAGAACUUCAUGGUCGGAGGAGUUCAGGGGAACUGCACCUUGUGCCACAACAACCUCCUCAACAAGACCCAGAAACUCCCUGCGUCAAUCCUGGACUGGCGGGUCAAGGUGCUAUGCCAUCGCAAGCUAACGCGUAAGAUCUUUGAGUCCAGCCAGUCAGUCAUGGAAGACACAAGCAAAUCCCUCGGAGUCAACUGGAAGGUGGGCCUCGGCAUUUCUGGACUCGGUGGUUUUGCAAUCGGAGGAUCACACUCCACCACAUCAAAGUUUGCAGAAAGCCACAGCAGGAAAGACAAGUUCUCCUUCGUCACCCACAACUUUGAAUGCAAAUACUACACCUUCCGUCUUCACACCCGCCCUCCACUGAGUAAGGAGUUUGAGGGUUCCCUAAAGAACCUUCCCCCCACCUACGACCCCAAGAACGCUGCACCUUUCCAACAGUUCAUCUCUAUCUAUGGGACCCACUUCAUCCGGCAGGUUCACCUCGGGGGUCAAGUGACCUCCAUCACCGCCAUCCGGACCUGCGAGGCCGCCAUGAGCAAGAUGGAUGUCCACACUGUUAGCAACUGCCUGUCUGUCGAGGCCGAAGCGGUCAUCAAAGGCAUCAAAUUCGACGCAGCCCUUGGCUUCUGCCGCAACAAGAGCAGCAGCCUAAAAACAGGAGCAACCUUCAGCCAGGCCUUCUCCGACCGGACCACCAUGGUUCUGGGAGGAGACGGGAAUGUGGGGGACAUCCUGUUCAGACCCAAUGGUGCCGCAGGGUACAAGAAGUGGCUCAGUUCCCUGAUGAGGGUCCCAGGUGUGGUGUCCUACGAAGUCAGCCCCCUGCACUUGCUGGUGACAAACAACUCCACCCUAAAGUCCAACCUAGGUCAAGCCAUCAGCGACUACAUCCGCAACAGUGCGAAGUCACUCCGCUGCCCGGCAGGAUGCAAGGUCGGCCACCAGAAACAGGACUGUGCAUGUCAGUGUAAAGGACACCGCAUGGUCAACUCCGACUGCUGCCCAGCCGAGACCGGCGUAGCCAAGCUGAAUGUGACGGUGGUUCGAGCUGAGGGGCUGUGGGGAGACUAUGUCACCAAGACAGACGGAUACGUUAAGGUUUUCUACAAUAAACAAGCUUACACAACACGAGUGAUCUGGAACAACGACUUCCCCGUCUGGAAUGAGCUCUUUCACUUCGAAACCGUCAACAUACGGGACAAAAAACCAAUCCGUUUUGAGGUUUGGGACCGGGACUACGGCUGGGACGACGACCUGCUCGGAAAAGCGGAAGUGGUGCCCACGACGUACCUCAAUACCAAGAAGUUUCCGAUGAACCACGGCUCACUGGUCAUCCAGCUGUCUGUUGUGUGUGCUCCCAGCCUGCAGGGGUCGCUGUGUGACCAGUACCUUGCUACGCCAAGCUACGAGGGCAUUAUGGGAUACAUGAAGGAAGACCGGCAGGACCACUGGGGUUCAGGGAAGUCGGGUCCUGAGGCUGAUGGGGCUCACGGCAGCUCCUUUCUUUGAAUUUCCUCUAAUCAAUACACCGCUGCCCUUCUUAAGAUUUGAUGUAUUUGCUGUUCUAGAUGUUUCAGUGCUUCUUCUUGCUUUUUGGCGCUACAGUGAUUUAUUAUUCGCUGUAAAUUGACACACACCAAUAAAACAAA